AGGUUGUCAACUCAACCGCAUUCGUACGGCGACAGUUGUUUCAUUUACAUUAGAAAUGUACAUUCAAUUAACUAUGCGGAUUAUUUUGGCGCUCGUACUAAGCCAAGGCGCGAAUCCUGUGCGUUCAGACAUUGCAGAUUUGGGACACUAUUCGCAAACGCUAGUCGAUUCGAUUCUGGAUAUCUAUGCAGGCAACGGCAGCAGCAGCAGCAGACACACAGUGGACCCGGAUAAUAGCAAAGAAGAUUUGGAGACGACGCCCAUUGUGCCCACAUUUAUCUACCCGUAUCUGUUGCUGGCGCUGUGGGUAGCAUGCAUAAGCUGCAUCAUUUGCUGUUGUUUAUAUUGCAAGUGCCAGCAGGCGGAUAGCAUGACGGCUUACAACUCCAACUCCUUUGAGCUACAGGAAGUGCAUGUUCUGGAUCAUCCGCUGCCGCAUGUCAAGGGCUGCGUUUGCCUCGGCUGCCUGCAGCGGCAGGUUGCCAAGGAGCUGCAGCUAAAACGCGAACAAUAA
Molecule: messenger RNA, 514 nt
Organism: Drosophila montana
Lineage: Eukaryota; Metazoa; Arthropoda; Insecta; Diptera; Drosophilidae
Exons: 2
Coding region: 56-514 (152 amino acids)
Source: RefSeq, a predicted model, not a curated record